AAGGUUUUCCGGACCCGCCGCCGCCGACAGCAAUGACAACGCUCCCACCGCUAGCCGCGCUGUCCGAUGUAUCGCAGACGACGCGGGCAUUAGACACGCUCUUCGAGCCGUCUGCGAUCCUCCAGAAAACCCUCGCACCGGCCCUCGCGACCCGAUCCCAGCCGUGGGCGUCGUAUGAGGAUCUCAUCGAUGCGUCGUUAGCCGAGCUGUCCUCCUGGGACGACGCGCUCCGCGCCCAGUUCAUCGCCGGCCAUCCGCGCAUCGGGGAGACGCAGAACCUCUCCCAUCUCAGCGCAAAGGAGCAGGCGGCCAGAGCGACGCCGCCCGAGGUCCUUGCCCGUCUUGCGCACCUCAACAUGUGCUAUGAGCGGAGAUACCCGUCACUGCGGUAUAUCACGUUCGUCAAUGGACGCAGUAGGGCUGAGGUGGCACAUGAAAUGGAGGAUGCGCUGGGGAUUCCACAUUCACUUGAUCCACAUUCUCCUCCCCUCGAAGAGAUCAUUCCCAUCACAGCAGGCGACCCUAUUUGGAGGUCGGAGCUGGACCGGGCGGUAUCGGACAUAGGUCACAUUGCGACAAGUCGGUUGACUAGCUUACGUGUAAUGGAGGAGAGGUGAUAUCAAGGAAGUAUAUCAGCGGAAGAGUCAAUAUCAACGACAUGAAGAAAGAGCGUUCGACACAUAGACAACAGCUCACGGACGGGACAUAAGUACAACAAGCUCACAACAUAAUGGAAGCCGCCAAUAAAAACGAGAUAACUCAGUGGGCGCAUAAUAACGCAAUCAUAGGGAGGUUCAAGAAGGGACGGGUGGAGGAGAAUGUGGGUUGGUUGUGUUCGUGGGUUCCUGGCG
Molecule: messenger RNA, 851 nt
Organism: Mycena citricolor
Lineage: Eukaryota; Fungi; Basidiomycota; Agaricomycetes; Agaricales; Mycenaceae
Source: the annotation of a GenBank genome assembly